UUGCCAAAGCUCUGUCUGAAGCUGUUAUUUCCCUUAAUUUGCCUGUGGAAGUCUUUAACAUGGAAGACUGUGAUCCAGAGGAUUGUUUGUCAGAGGAGACAAGCAGCAGGAACAUCUGUGUGUUCCUGGUGGCCACGUACACCGAGGGGCAGCCACCAGAAAGUGCAGCCUGGUUCUGCAAGUGGCUGGAGGAAGCAGCCAACGAUUUCCGCGUUGGGAAAAGCUUCCUGCAGGGCCUGAGAUACGCCGUGUUUGGCUUGGGAAACUCAGCCUAUGUGGAUCAUUACAACACAGUUGGAAGGAGGGUUGACAGGUGGCUGUGGAUGCUCAGUGCCAGCAGGAUCAUGACUCGAGCUGAGGGGGACUGCAACGUGGCCCAGAGCAAGCAUGGCAGCAUCGAGGCUGACUUUGAGGCCUGGAAAACCAAAUUCCUCACUCGGCUGCAGGCGCUCUGCAGGGGGGAAAAGAAGCCCUGCAGUGGGAAAUGCAAGAAAGGGAAGUGCAAAUCUUCGGGGAAGCAGAGCAAGGAAAGCUCAGAUCAUGAACAUGGGAUGUCAGAAAAUGAGAAUACUGAGGCAGAGGAAUUGUUUGAAACCAGUAGUGAGGAGGAAGCUGAAGGCACAAAUUCUGUCAUCGAUGUUGAAGAUCUUGGCAAUAUCAUGGGCCACAUGAAGAAAGAAAAGAGAGAGCUGCAGGAAGGAGCUGCUGGAGCUGGGAGGAAGGAGGAGGCUGAGAGGAGAGAGAUGAUCACACCAGCCCUGAGGGAUGCACUCACAAAGCAAGGUUAUAAACUCAUUGGGAGCCAUUCUGGGGUGAAGCUCUGCCGAUGGACMAAGGCGAUGCUUCGGGGCCGUGGGGGCUGUUACAAGCACACCUUCUAUGGCAUCGAGAGCCACCGCUGCAUGGAGGCCACCCCCAGCCUGGCCUGUGCCAACAAGUGUGUGUUCUGCUGGAGGCACCACACGAACCCCGUGGGCACCGAGUGGCGCUGGAAGAUGGACCAGCCUGAGCUGAUCCUGCAGGAGGCCUUGGAGAAGCACCAGAACAUGAUCAGGCAGUUCAAAGGUGUGUCAGGAGUGAAGGCAGCUCGCCUGGAGGAAGCCCUGAGGGUGAAGCACUGCGCCCUGUCCCUGGUGGGGGAGCCCAUCAUGUACCCCCAGAUCAACCGCUUCGUCAGGCUGCUGCACCAGCAUGACAUCUCCACCUUCCUGGUCACCAACGCCCAGUUCCCUGAGGAGAUCAGGAGGCUGGAGCCUGUGACCCAGCUCUAUGUCAGUGUGGACGCCAGCACCAAGGAGAGCCUGAGGAGGAUCGACAGACCCCUCUUCAAGGACUUCUGGCAGAGAUUUCUAGACAGCCUGAAGGCCUUGGCUGAAAAGCAACAACGCACUGUUUAUAGGCUGACCCUGGUGAAAGCUUGGAAUGUGGAUGAACUCAAAGCUUAUGCUGACCUGAUAUCCCUUGGGAAACCAGACUUCAUUGAGGUCAAGGGUGUGACAUACUGCGGGGACAGCGCUGCCAGCAGCCUGAGCAUGGCCAACGUGCCGUGGCACGGCGAGGUGCUGGCCUUCACACAGGAGCUGGCACAGCUGCUGCCCGACUACGGCAUCGCCUGCGAGCACGAGCACUCCAACUGCCUGCUGCUGGCACACAGGAAGUUCCAGGUGGAGGGCGAGUGGCGGACCUGGAUCGACUACRGCCGCUUCCAGGAGCUGGUCAGGGAGCGCGAGCGCAGCGGCGGCGCCAGGACCUUCACAGCGGCYGAGUACACGGCCAGGACUCCCCCCUGGGCUCUCUUCGGGGCUGCAGAGCGGGGAUUUGACCCCUCAGACGUGAGGUUCCAGCGGAGGAACAAGGCACGGGACAUCUCGGGGUGCUGAGGGCUGGGCUUGCCCACCCUGGGCUUCGUUUGCAGGCUGGCACCGAGUUCGGGUCCAUCCGCCUGGAUUAUCCCGAUGUUUGAAAGGGGUCACGCCUGGAUUGAAACCCUCCUCCCAGUUUUUAGGAUUUUCUGAAUGACGAUGUUGAAAAUGUUCUUACUGGAGAUAAAUCAGAGCUGGUUCAGCAUCAGGGGAGGGGGGCAGUGCCUGGGGUCUCCUCAGUGGGGAAUGUUUGGGGUGGGAUAUGGGGCCAGAGCAUUCCUCGGGCUCCUGGGCAAGGAGAACCGGCCUGUGCUGGCAGCAGAACAUCUCACAUCCAACAGGGAAAUGCUAGGGGGGUUUCAGCCCCCAGGAGCCCUAAACAACAGGUCUGGUCCUAAAGAGACCUGUCAGGUUCCAGCUGAGGGUGCCCAAGGUCCAGCUGGGGGUGCCUGGUGUCCGGCUGCGGGUGCCCAAUGUCUGGUUGGGGUGCCCGGUACUCAGCUGGGUGUUCCCAGUGUCUGUCUGGGUGUUCCCAAUGUCUGUCUGGGGAUGCCCUGUGUCCAGCUGGGUGUUCCCAAUGGCUGGCUGGGGGUGCUCAGUGCCUGGCAUGGGUAUUCCAUCUCUCUUUUUAAAACCACCCUCUUUUCCUAAGCUUUCCUUAGGAGUUCCUAAAGCAGAASGAAAUAAAGGAGUUUUUCUAGAGUGCCCAC
This is a messenger RNA of Malurus melanocephalus (red-backed fairy wren), 2572 nucleotides long. Its product is annotated as S-adenosyl-L-methionine-dependent tRNA 4-demethylwyosine synthase TYW1-like. The record is from RefSeq and is a predicted model, not a curated record. Bases 60 to 1880 code for a protein of 606 amino acids. Lineage: Eukaryota; Metazoa; Chordata; Aves; Passeriformes; Maluridae. Gene Ontology annotation, molecular function: 4 iron, 4 sulfur cluster binding; FMN binding; catalytic activity. Gene Ontology annotation, biological process: wybutosine biosynthetic process. The transcript has 13 exons.